Molecule: messenger RNA, 3404 nt
Organism: Epinephelus lanceolatus (giant grouper)
Lineage: Eukaryota; Metazoa; Chordata; Actinopteri; Perciformes; Serranidae
Gene: mastl
Product: microtubule associated serine/threonine kinase-like
Biological process (GO): peptidyl-serine phosphorylation; intracellular signal transduction
Cellular component (GO): nucleus
Molecular function (GO): protein serine/threonine kinase activity; ATP binding
Source: RefSeq, a predicted model, not a curated record
AAUUUCAAAACAAACCCGAAGUUGUUAUUUCAACAUGCAAGUGUUUACUUUGACCUAGUUAGCAGUUCCUCAUUUGAAAACUUGUACAAAAUGGACGCAGAAGAAAAACCAGACUCCGGUGCAGGUGAUAAAUCGGUGGAUAUUCAUAAACCGCCUUCCAUCGAGGAUUUCAUCGUUUUGAAGCCCAUCAGCCGCGGUGCUUUCGGCAAGGUCUACCUUGCAAGGAAGAAGUGCAAUGCGCGAUUAUAUGCCAUUAAGGUGAUGAAGAAAGCAGACAUGGUUGAUAAGAAUAUGACAGGCCAGAUGAAGGCAGAGAGAGAUGCACUUGCUUUAAGCAAAAGCCCCUUCGUGGUUCACCUGUUUUACUCCCUUCAGACAGCCACCAAGAUCUAUCUGGUAAUGGAAUACCUCAUUGGUGGAGAUGUCAAAUCUCUGCUUCAUAUCUAUGGGUAUUUCGACCAGGAUAUGUCUGUGAAAUACAUUUCAGAGGUUGCACUGGCUCUGGACUACCUCCAUCGACAUAGUAUAAUCCACAGGGACCUGAAGCCAGACAACAUGCUGAUAUCCAACGAAGGUCACAUCAAGCUGACAGACUUUGGCCUUUCUAAAGUCAAGCUCGACAGAGAGCUGAGUCUUAUGGAUAUCCUCACUACUCCAUCCUUGGCUAAACCAAAUAAAGAUUACUUCCGCACCCCGGGCCAAGUCCUCUCCUUAAUCAGCUCCCUGGGAUUUAGUUCACCCGCAGGAGAAGGCAGGCGUCACUGCAGCGCAUCUGCUGUGUCGAGUCCCAUGUCCUGUGGCAAAAUCAAGCAGAAAACAGGUUCUCUUGGUUCUCCCUUGAUGACGAGAAAAGAUCAGCUGUACUCACCGGCUUGCUACUCUUGGAAAACAGGAAGCAGCAACAUGAUGUUCAGUCCUCAUAACCUGGCUAAAAAUCUGACGCCCACACUGCUGAAGACCAGGAGGAGGUUUGAGACGAUGAGUGCAGGCAGCAUCACAGACACUGAGGGUGACAUCAGUCCACUGUGGGAAUGUGAGGAGAAAGAAAAUGAACCUUCUAAUGAACAGAAGGGCAGAUGGCACUCUGAGUCCAAAGGGCCCAAACAAGACUCUUCACCCACAAAAGUGGCCACCUUUGGCUUCUCUGCCGAGGUCACCAGCAAUCUGUCGGAUCCAGGCCAUCUCACAGGAAAGAGACCUCACACUAUCAAACUGGAGUCUGUUUCCAUAGCUCAGGAGGAUUUUUGUCUAUCAGCCUCAUCUACAAAGAGAACAUUUUCUGAUGUUGAGAAAAGCCCUGAGCUCCUGGACAACCAAGCGAAGAGGAGUAAUGCGGCCUAUAAGAGAUGCUACGAGAUUCCAGAAGAGGCUGCGAGGUUUCACACUGGCCUGACUGGAACAUUUUCCACCAUUCAAAUAGGUGCCUUCAUGGCCUCCACUGAGGGGAUUGGGUCAGCUAAAGACCGGAUCCCAAAGCGCUCCAGUCCCAUCGCUGUGGCCAAAAGUCUGUUUAGUGAACUGGAGGAGCCAACAGAGGACGUGUUUGAAGACGGAGCCAAAGACCUGUCACAUACAAGUUUCACAUCACCACUCACUGGGAACAGUGACGUUUGCAGGAGCCUGAGCCUCGACUCUGACGGGUCUAUGCAUGAAACGUCUCCCACUAUUGACAGCCGUGCACUUCUCAAGCCGAGCAAGUGUUUCAUAAACAGGAAUUCAGUGUCAUCUAUGGAGCAAGAGGAAAAAAAAGAUUCAUCCAUCACUGAAUCACUCCCACAGACUCCAUCUGCUGUCACUACUGAAACACCCAAACUUGGUAACCUUUCUCAGAGAGGAUCUCAGUGCUCCUUCCUUAACAGGCUCCCUGAUCUGGCUGGUGGUGUUGCACAAUCCCCCUCAUUCCUCAAGCCACGAAAUGUAGUUGCUUUCCGUAGCUACUGUAGCUCCAUUAACCGCUCCAACAUGUCAGGGGUGUCCCGAUUUAGCGUUGGUUCUGUUGAGGCUAUGGAGUUGUCCGCCACCGGUUCUUAUCACACAGCAUCUGGCAGUGCAACACCAGUGCAGAAAAGACCCAGCUCCAACAGCUCACUCAAUCAGACUCCUCAGCCCAUGUCGACCUCUCACACCCCCUUCAGGACCCCAAAGAGUGUCAGAAGGGGUGCACUGCCUGUUGAAGGUGCACCCAUUUUAGGAACUCCUGACUAUUUGGCUCCAGAGCUUCUCUUGGGAAAACCACAUGACUUCAUGGUGGAUUGGUGGGCGCUAGGUGUGUGUCUUUUCGAGUUCCUCACAGGUGUGCCACCUUUCAACGAUGAGACACCUCAACUGGUCUUCCAGAAUAUUCUCAACAGAGAUAUUCCCUGGCCUGAGGAUGAGGAGGAACUGUCUGUAAACUCAAGAAAUGCGAUUGAAAUCCUCCUGACCAUGGACAUGACAAAACGAGCUGGUCUUAAAGAGCUCAAGUGUCACCCUCUGUUUGAGGGCUUGGACUGGGACAACCUGCAGAACCAGCCGAUGCCUUUCAUCCCUCAGCCAGAGGAUGAAACCGACACCUCGUACUUUGAUGCAAGAAACAACGCUCAGAAUAUCGCCGUGUCUGGCUUCAGUCUGUAGAGUUACAGUCAUAACAGUUAAGUUUUAGCAAAGCAGCCUGUCAGUACAUUUUGGCUUUUAAUGAGGCAUGUGUGCUUUCAUUGUAGAAAAACUCUGAAUCCAUUGUACAAAUGAAUAUACAUGGUAAUGAUGGGGAUUCUGGUUGUUUCUCUGUUCAAGGUUGUAUAUUUUUAAAAAACAUUUUACCUUUGUGCAAUCACUGGUCAGAAGAGUCAGAAGAAAGUUGAAUCUGUUGACUGCUUAACUUGUUACAUUUUUAAAACUUAGUGUUGCCAUAUUACAUAGUAUUAGAUCCUUAUACUAGCAAAAUCAUAUUUGCUACUGCUUUACCUUAUGAUAGGCUUUGAUUUCUGGUAUACUGAUUAAAUGUUGAUAACUUUGCAUGAGAAUGUGGCUCUUACUGCCUGAUGUUAACUCUCCAUGCUGAUGCACUCCAUUUGUUGCUGUACUGUUCAUCACUGUAAUGUUCCCCUGCUCUGGGCAGACUGGGUGGGCAGGCCCCCUAAAUGAUUAGCUCUUUGAUGGGUGCAGUACUGAAGAAAAACAAGCUAAUAUAUUCAUCAAUAAUGUGUUUCAUAUGUAAAUCUUGUUAAUAACAUUCAGUGUCAUGUUGUGAACAGUUUUUGCUGCUUUUAUGUCAUUUGUGUUUGUAAUUUUGAUGUGAUCUCCUGUCCAUUUCCUACACUACUAGUUAUGUUUUAGAUAGGUUCACUAGGUUCCCAAGUACUCGUAAAAUUUUAUGUUGUUCAUUCUGAGAAAAAAGUAAAAUACAAAUAAAAUCGUGUUUGUAA